AUGCCGAUCCCCUUCCUCAUCCACGCCUACAACUAUGGCCUGCCGGAGUGGUUCCCCGACCCGUGGAAGCUCGCCGGGGUCACCGGGGCCCUGGGCGCCCUCGGCAUCACCAAGCGCUACUUCAACGGCGCCCUCAACCUCACCGAGCGCAACAUGCACGGCCGCGUGGUUAUGAUGACGGGCGGCACGUCGGGCGUGGGCGCCGCCGCGGCGCUGGAGCUGGCCAAGCGCGGCGCCCAGCUGGUGCUGCUGACGCAGCUGCCGGCCUCCGACCCCUUCCUGGUCGAGUACGUCGACGACCUGCGCGCCAGGACGAAUAACCAGCUCAUCUACGCCGAGCAGGUCGACCUGAUGUCGCUGCACAGCGUGCGCCAGUUCGCCACCAAGUGGAUCGACAACGCCCCGCCACGGCGGCUCGACAUGAUCGUGCUGUGCGCCGCGACGCUCACGCCGCCCGGCGGCCAGCGGCAAGAGACCCCCGAGGGCGUCGAGCACACCUGGAUGGUCAACUACCUGGCCAACUACCACCUGCUGGCCAUCCUCAGCCCUGCCAUCAAGGCCCAGCCUUUCGACAGGGACGUCCGCAUCAUCAUCGCGACGUGCUCCAGCUACAUCCGGGCCCCGCCGCUGCGGGACGCCCAGGCCCAUGCGCUGGACAAGAAGGACUGGUCGCCUUCGGCCGCGUACGCGAGCAGCAAGCUGGCGCUGAUGACGUUCGGGCAGGCCUUCCAGAAGCACCUGGACGCUUACAAGAGGCCGGACGGGUUGCCUAUGAACGCGAAGGUGGUUUUUGUGGAUCCAGGAUUCGCAAGGACACCGGGCAUGAGGAGGUGGAUGACCAGGGGAUCUCUAUGGGGGCUGUUCGUCUACCUGAUAUCUUACUUUCUGACGUGGCUGUUUUUGAAGAGCCCAUUCAUGGCCGCACAGUCUUUUCUUUUUGGGGCCUUUGACGGGAGCGUCAUCAGGGACCCAGGCGGCAAGAUCUUCAAGGAGUGCAUCGAGGUGGACUGCGCCAGGAAAGAUGUGAAGGAUGACGAGAUUGCAAAAAAGUUAUGGGAGUCAAGCGACAAGCUCGUCGAGACGGUAGAGAAGCAGGCCGCGCAGAAGAGGGCGCAAGAAAAGAAGAUACGCGAGGAGAAGGAGAAGAGCGAAAAGGCCGAGCAGGAGAAGAAACAGAGGGCAGAAGAGAUUGAGGCGUUGGUCGACACUAUCAAGAAAGGCAAGGCCAAAGAGAAGGAGAAGGAGGCUGACAAGAAGACCAAGAACAGGAGGGUCAAGUUUGGGCACAAGGCUGUGCAAUAA
Molecule: messenger RNA, 1302 nt
Organism: Diaporthe amygdali
Lineage: Eukaryota; Fungi; Ascomycota; Sordariomycetes; Diaporthales; Diaporthaceae
Product: retinol dehydrogenase 13
Exons: 1
Coding region: 1-1302 (433 amino acids)
Source: RefSeq, a predicted model, not a curated record